Molecule: messenger RNA, 4253 nt
Organism: Papilio polytes (common Mormon)
Lineage: Eukaryota; Metazoa; Arthropoda; Insecta; Lepidoptera; Papilionidae
Product: sialin
Exons: 12
Coding region: 224-1699 (491 amino acids)
Biological process (GO): transmembrane transport; monoatomic anion transport
Cellular component (GO): plasma membrane
Molecular function (GO): transmembrane transporter activity
Source: RefSeq, a predicted model, not a curated record
CUCGUCGCAUCAGUCGGGUUUCUGCGCUUGCCGGUGUAGGGUGCGUGCGUUCUUCUCGGCUCGAGAACUUUUCGUGUCAUAUUAGUUUUUAAAAAAUAUAAUUUUUAAUUCUUAAAAAAAGUUUCCACGUAGUGUUAAUUCCAUCGCCAGUGUAUUAGUCAUCUAGUGUAGUAUUUUGUUACUUUAAGUGUCAAUAUAAGAAUUAUAAAAGCAUUCCAAAGUCAUGGCUAAAACUGAGAAGUCAUUUGCGAGAAACUUUACAGGACGCCUAACAUGCGUGCAAGUGCUGAACAUAAUGGUGCUGCUUGGCUUCAUGCUGAACUACGCGCUGCGCGUCAACCUAACCAUCGCCAUCGUCGAGAUGAUCUACGACGAGUCCGACAACCACACCACCGUCGCACAUCUCACCAACCUCACAGACCAUGUCAAUGUCACUCAGCAUCCAGAACACAUAGAGCAGACACGUUACCACUGGGAUAUGAAACAGAAGAACCACCUGCUGGGAUGCUUCUUCUGGGGAUAUGUCCUCACAGAGCUGCCGGGCGGCCGCCUCGCUGAAAUUAUCGGCGCCAGGCGAGUGUUCGGGUACAGCACUCUCCUAGCCAGCUUUCUGACGCUACUGUCCCCCGCGGCGGCGGCGGCGGGCUUCGGCUGGAUCGUGGCGCUGCGAGUGGCCCUGGGCUUCUUCCUCGGCGUCACCUGGCCCGCCAUACUGCCUAUGGCCUCCAAGUGGAUCCCGCCCAUGGAUAGAUCUAAAUUCAUGUCCAAUAUGAUGGCCUCAUCUCUGGGUGCUGCGAUCACGAUGCCGGUGUGCGGCUUUCUUAUCGCACAUUUCGGCUGGGAAUCUGCUUUCUACUUCACCGGUAUAAUCGGUGUGAUGUGGUCUGUGGCGUGGUUCGCGGUGGUAUACGACUCGCCGGCGCAGCAUCCGCGCAUCUCUGAAGCAGAGCGCAACUACCUCCUCAAAGCUCUGCCACAGGAUAACAGUACUAAGGGGCACAUGCCUGUCCCCUGGCGCGCCAUGCUGUGCUCUGCGCCGGUGUGGGCCAUCAUCAUCACGCACGGCGCCUCCGUCUUCGGCUACUUCACCGUCGUCAACCAGCUGCCCUCCUACAUCGAGAGCAUCCUGCACUUCAAUAUUAAACACAAUGGUUUGCUGUCGUCGCUGCCAUACCUGGGCAAGUACCUGUGCGCGCUGGCAUCGUCUGUGCUGGCCGACUCUCUGCGCCGCUCCGGCCGACUGUCCACCACGGCCGCGCGGAAACUAUUCACUGGCUUCGCGGUCGGCUUCCCCGGUGUGAUGAUGAUAGUGCAAGCGUUUCUUGGCCACGACCGCGUGUGGUCUAUCGCCAUCUUCACGCUGGCUCUGACCAUCAACGGCGCGGUGACCGCCGGCUACCUCGGCAACGGGCUCGACAUCGCGCCCAACUUCAGUGGCACUAUCUUCGGUAUGGCCAACACGCUGUCCUCCUUCGGCGGCUGGCUCUCCACUUUCAUGGUCGGGGAGCUAACACAUGAGAACAACACGUACGAGCAGUGGCAGAUAGUGUUCUACAUCCUGGCGGGCACGUACCUGCUGGGCGCGCUCUGCUUCCUCAGCCUGGGCUCGGGGGAGCUGCAGCCCUGGAACAGCGCCGCGCCGCCCCCCACCAAGGAGGAGCAGCCCCUCAACGAGCCCCCGCACCAGCACAAGGUGUGAACGUACCUCUAGUUCUUCAAACAUUACUUAGUUAAAUUGACUCUAGUGAAUUUAUUACAAUAUUCCGUUUACAGUCGCGUCUACCGACAUUAUAUUAGGUUCCUUCCUAUUUAUUGUUUUAUGUAAAUUAAUAUGUGUAGCUUUAUGACAUGUCAGGGUUAUUUUCUCGGAGAAACGGGAUUUUUUUUCGACAUUAAUCUAAAUGUUCUCGUAUCAAAAUGUUGCAGCAGCUGUAUGCGUAUUGGAAAUGUCAAAUUGUAAUCAUUUAUUACUGUAUCUUAGUAUUUUAUGUAUUGAUUCAAUUUAGAAACAUUUUUGUUAAUUCAACUUUAUUUUCAUACACUGAUCUCUACGAUAAUGAUAGAUAGGUAGUUGUUUCAAAAUAACAGAUUUUGCGUCAUUAAAAGUGCAGUAUAGACAGUGCAAGUGUAUCUCUAUUACUGGUAUUCACUAUCGCUACCAAUAGCUACCAUCAGCCAAAAUAGCGGAACUCCAGUAAGCACAAAACACCACGAAUUAACCUGUCCAUUCAUAGAGAUCAGUGUUCCCAGAUCUAUUUAGUCUUUAAUUAAAAACCGACGAAAGACUGUUCGAAUUAUUUGUAUGAAUUAAUUCAUACAAUUAUACAAUUGCUGGUAAAAAAAAAAUAUAAAUUCAGACGUUUUAAAUUAAUUUUAAAAUGGUGAAUUGAUAUUUUUCACACAAAUAACUUGUCAAAAUGUAACAAACGAACUUGUGUACACUUGUAAUGUACGUUGUAGUCAGUAUUUAAUGUAAUGUUGACAGAAUUUACUACUGUCCUAUGAGGACAAUAAAGUAAAACUUAGUUUUAGGAUGACUUGCGAUGUGGGAAAAAAACGUGAAAAAAAUAACAAAAAAAAGGCUGUAAAAUGUGAUUUACGUACGAGCCGGCUCGCGCAAUGGACACUGAUUGUAGCCAGCGAUUGGGAUACGAUCUUGACGUGGAAAUAUACAACUACAUAAACUCUUAUUGCCUUAUUCCACUUGGCGUCCGCAGCUGCCGUUUCAUAGAAGUUUUAACGCGCCAGUGGAAACGAGACUCGUGAUUUUUUGUAUGAAAUUUGAUCACUACCAAAGUCUAUUGUAAUCCUGGUAAAAGUCCCUCAAUCAUGUACAUACUAAUCAAUUAAUUAUAACAAGUCUGAAUUUAAAAUUCACAGAAUAAUCCAAUUUUCACGUCAAUGUUCAACGAAACCCGACUCAGUUGUUGAAAUGUUUUUAGUAUGUAAGUGAAGAGUGGCGGCGGUCGAAGUCUCGCUACAUGCUACAUGACACUGCGCACGGUCUAGGUUUAAAUAUACCAUUGUACUUUGAUAGAAAUUACUUAGAUAUGCAGUUUUUAUGCCUUUUGUGAUGAAAACUUUGAUAUGACUCGCGGGGACCAAGGUUAACGACGACGACUGCCGCCAUCUCAGUAUAUCAAUAAGUAUUCCUCGAUAGCUAUCUAUUUAUUGUACGUCACGUGUUUAGGAAAGUUCACAGCCAUAGCCAACUUCACUUUAAUAAAUUCUCAAGUUGUUCCGCUAAUCUUUUCGGGGAAAUGCACCCGACCAUAGACAAUCUCGUAUUUUACCGUAAGACAUAGAUAAUAAGAAGCCAUGUUCAGUUAGCUUUACAAGGGACAAUGCAUUGUUUUGUUGUGCAUUUUGACAGCUGUGAUAUGAAGAGCUUUGUCUAUGGCCCGCCACCACGCUUAGCUACUCUUUGCCUCGGGAAUGUGGUCUCUCUUUCUAUUAUUGUGUUAGAAGGAGACGGCAAACGUUUUUGAACGUUCCGAGCGUUUUCGCGCUUUCAAAAUUUAGCACGUAUAGAAUUUUAAUUUAAAAAUGGCUAUCAGAAGUUCCUAAGUGACGUUAGGUAUUUAACAGGUAUUGUAUUAUUUUAUCUAUGAAUUAUAUUUCGUCUAAGGAACGUGAAGUAUUCAUCUGUUUUAGUUAGAUACAACUUUUGUUUGAUAUUUAUUUAUUUUCUGAUAAGAAGUCGUAUUAUAUCAGAUUUGUAUGGAUCUUAAUGGUUUAUAUCUUGUACUGUAAAAGAUUUUUCUUUAAAAAAAUAACAAAAAAAAUAUAGUUGCUCAUUAUGAUUUAAGUUAGCACAAAUAAUACAAAAGAAGCAUUUCGUGUGCGGCUUAUAACUCAUCGUAUCUUUUGUAAACGAAACAAAGAUGUUUGACAUAUCAAAUCAAAUGUUGGACAAAACUUUAUAAAAAUAAUAAUUAUUAUUUUGUACAUUCGAUUAAAGCUGAUAUAUGUUCAAGAUAAUUGUUUACACUCGAAUAUAGAUGUAUUAGGAACAAAUAUAUAACUAUGUACAAAUAGUGACUAGACAGCUUUGUAAAGUUUCAUAUCUGAUGACCAGUUUUUAGGCAUUUUUACUGAAGACGUGUAUGGGUUUUUGUGUAUGUGUGAACAAACCGUAUGUAUGAGCUAAAUUUAAACUUAACGCAACUUAAUACGGUGUUAUUGUCUUUGUGACUGUACUUUGUGAACAUUAUUAUUAUACAUGAUUUUUUUAAAUAAAGUUUUCAAAAAUA